UCGUGAGGUUCCAUCCAUGAUUCCCUUUACCCCAAGCAAUCUAUGAUCGAUCGUUCCAUUUGUAUAAUUUCCUAAGGACCAUGGUCUUGUUCAAGCGGAAACCGGUCCAGUACCUUCCUCGACCGACGAUAGAAGAUGACAGCUCCGAGGUCUGGGUCAUCCCAGAGACCAACGAGGUCUUCGUCAACUAUGAGCCCUAUCUCCAGAGGAUGGACUUCUAUAAGCAACGAAGAUUUAUUUGCGAAAUAACAGGUCACUCAGGCCUGACAUUCUUCGAGGCGCUUAGAAGUGAAAUGGAAGAAUCGCGCGAAGUCAAUAGCGCAUUUCCAGAUGCUCUCAAGGAGCCCAUCCUGCGCAGAAUUCAGUUUUCCACGGUAUCGCGGGUCGAUAAUCUUGUGGAUGAGGUCUAUGAGGAAUUUAAGCAAGAUUUCUAUCCUGGAGAGCCCGUACUAAUUCUACUUGACGAUAACACUCGCCUUCACGGCAUAAUCAGAGAUAAGGUGAACUUUCCGGAUCAGCUGAACCCCGAUGGUUCACUCAAGAGGCCAGCCUAUUCCACUUAUCUUGUGAAAGUCACGGACCGUCCGAAUGAAGAGGCGCUGUUGGACCAGGAGCAUAUCACUCGCGACCGGAAGACAUUCACCAAGCAAAUGUUGCGCGCCUUCAUCAAAAACAAUGUGACGAGAGAAUCGUGGAACGGUGCGCCAUGGCUGGUAAAGCCCUCCAUUGCCGAGGAGUAUAGGAUUCCGACCGAAGUACCAAAGCAUCUGCAGUAUGGCGCCAAGGUAGCGGAAAAGAAAGCAAUGAAGAAGGCGGAUCAAGAGGGCUUCUUUGGUUUUUUCGCAUCGCAACAACUCCCCGAAUUGAAACCCGCGGUCAAAGGCCAAAAAGUCAAACCUUCCCCACAGGACAUCGCCCGAAACAAAGAGGCGCAAUUUCUCGAAUAUCAACGCUCACUCAACGGCAACCCGACUUUUGUUGUCGCGAACAAGCCGACAAACGGGGCAGCCCGUUCGACCAAGUCCCAGGAGGCAGACAAAAAGAUGCCACCUGCCCCUGCGGUUGUCGUCAAGGCUGAACCUCCCAAGGCACCAACGCCUCCGCCGAUAAAGUAUCCUAUCGAGGAUUUGGAUAUCGCCCCAGAUCUUGAAAAGAAGAAGCAACGGCCAGCUCUCAAGUUUUUGACCGUGGACGAGACCGAUGAUCCUGAGGAUGGAGAUCUUCUGCAUGACGACAUUGAGAUGGAAUCAGUCGGGCGUCUUCUGGAGACUUGGAACACCCUCAACGUGUAUUGCGAGGUCUUCCAGCUUGAUUCUUUCACUUUCGAUGACUUCUUCCAAUCUAUGCGCUUCUCUUCCGAGGACGUUGAUUGUGAACUUUUUGUGGAAAUACAUUGCGCCGUCCUCAAAAAGCUGGUGAACUCGGAGAAGGAUGAGAAUGGUGCUCUUCAGAUAUCUCUCCCGGAUCUCCCGGAUGAAGAAGAGGAUGGAUCGGAAGGGGAAGAGGAGGAGGAAGAGGAGUCGCCCGAACCUGAGCCCGCGGUUACAAGGAUGACUACUCGGAGUAGCCUGGCAAAGGCUGAGGCAGAGAACCUUCGGGCGCAGGCCGACCGCGGUCGCUCGAGCUCAGUCGAGGUCAAGGUCCAUCGCGCUGCUGAGAUGUUUGUGGAGUAUGGUUGGAUUGAUCGUCUGCGCAAGCGCGAUUUCCGGAAUGGGGGAUGGGAACUGGUCAUGAUCGGACUUCUACAUCAGUUGUCAGCUCGUCCCCGGAUGGAGAAGGUCUGCAACGACAUUCUCAAGCACCUGGCUCCGCUGGACGCGGAACCUACCCAGGAAACGGCGCACGCUCAGUACUCGACGUUGGAUGUGAACCUGCGUAUUCAGGCCCUUCAGAUCAUCUGCAUGCUCAGUCUGGAAACCAGAGCCAUUCGCAACUACCUGGAGGAGUGCAGCAACCAAAUGACCGAGUUCCGCAAAGAGAAGAUUGAGUAUCAGAAGGCGCGUAAGGCAGGCCUGGAAGAACUCCGCCGGUUACAUCAAGAGCGCAAAGCUCUUCAACCCGAGCCCGAGAAGUCACCUAGCCCGGCACCGGAGCUGGAGGCCCUGGAAGACUCGAAAAUGACCGGAGUGGAUGGAGAUUCCGACCAAGCUAUGGAUUCGGAUGAGGAUGCGGUCCCUCAGCGAACGCUUCGUGGGGGCUUGGACAGGGCGCUUGAGCGCAAGCGGAAGCAGGAAGAAGAGCGUGAGAGAAAAGAGCAACUUGCCAAGCAGCCCAAAGGAUCCAAGCAAUUCCAACGAGUGCUCAAAAAGAUUGAUGAUCAGAAGGCCAACAUCAAAAAGCUCGAAGACAAGAUCGAGGUUGUCGACAAUGACCUCAGGGAAGCCGACUGCCCGCGCACCAGGUGCCUUGGCAAGGAUCGCUUUUGUAAUCGCUACUGGUGGUUUGAGCGGAAUGCGAUGCCGUACGGCGGGAUGCCCAAUAGCUCGACAGCAGAAGCCCAGUAUGCUAAUGGCCGACUGUGGGUUCAGGGACCCGACGAGUUGGAGCGCGUCGGGUUCAUUGACGUUCCGGACGACCAGAGGAAGCAAUACCAGAAGGAAUUCCAGACCACUCCUGCGGAGCGCAAGAAGGCCGAAGAAGGACUCACGAGACUUGCCAACGCAAACGAGUGGGGCUACUAUGAUUCCCCGGACGCAAUUGAGACGUUGCUCGACUGGCUUGAUUCGCGGGGCCUCCGCGAGUCGAAACUCCGCAAGGAGCUGUUGCUCCAGCGCGAUAACAUCGCCAAGUACAUGGAGUGCCGGAAGGUGUACCUGGAGCCAACGACCGACAGAGCGGAGUCGGAAGAGGUUCCCUCUAAGCGCGUGAUGACGCGGAACAAGACAUAUGUGGAUGAUAACAAGCAUCGCUGCAUGCGCUGGCGCAAUACCACCGCGCUGUCGGACAAUGGACAUCUCCAUGUGGAUGCUUCGCGACCAACCAAGCGGGCCAGGAGAGUCACCGAUGAGCCCAAAGAGAUCAAGGUGACCAACCGCCAGGGCAAGCCGCUCACCCGCCAGGGCACUCGAUACAACUUCUAAAUCCCCACUCACAUUCCAUUUUGUUUGAUUUUCGAUAUCUUGGUGUUUUAUGGACCUUGGAUGCAUGCAUUUGUUGAUGGUACUUGGGAGUCGUCAGCAACAAAAAAGGUGGUCAUUCUAUAGAAUUUGCAUG
Messenger RNA from Aspergillus ibericus CBS 121593, 3213 nucleotides. Its product is annotated as DDT domain protein. The coding region runs from base 81 to 3080 and encodes 999 amino acids. The transcript is spliced from 8 exons. Lineage: Eukaryota; Fungi; Ascomycota; Eurotiomycetes; Eurotiales; Aspergillaceae. The record is from RefSeq and is a predicted model, not a curated record.